GAUGCUGUCUGUCCCGGCGGCGGGCCGCGGGCGGCGGUCGUAGACAGCAGCGGCCGUGGGACGCUCACAAUGGCUCCCGGCCCGCUGUGCCCUUUGCUGCGACUCCUCGUGCUGGGGCUCGGGCUGGCGCUGCUGUGCGCCGCAGCCGGGGAGCGGGUGCCAGGCACCACCCCCUGCUCUCGCGGCAGCUCCUGGAGCGCAGACCUCGACAAGUGCAUGGACUGUGCGUCGUGCCCGGCAAGACCGCACAGCGACUUCUGCCUGGGCUGCACUGCGGCCCCUCCAGCCUCCUUCCAGCUGUUGUGGCCCAUCUUGGGGGGAACCCUGAGCCUGGCCCUCGUGCUGGGGCUGCUUUCCGGCUUCCUGGUCUGGAGACGGUGCCGCAGGAGAGAGAAGUUUACCACCCCCAUAGAGGAGACCGGCGGGGAAGGCUGUCCUGGAGUAGCACUGAUCCAGUGACAAUGAGGAUACCCUGCCAGCAGGAGGCCACACCCACUUAUUCAUUCAUUCAUUCAUUCUGGAGCCAGCCCCUGCCUCUGAGGCUCAGCCAGAGCCAGGCUGCUCCAGCCACAGGGGUGUGCAGGGAUGGGGGAUGACAGGUGAAUCACUUCUCUGAGGCCUGGACCCAGGCUUCAGAAGAGACUUCCAAGGUAUCUGACUGCCCUGUCUCUGGAUCCAGGACAGAAAAAGAGACCCGGACUGGCUCACACCUAACAGUCGACACUAAAGAACCGCAACAUUUGCACAAGGGUCCUGCACCCCAUGGCCUGGGGGCCAGGCUGACCUGAGGGACAGACACAACACCAAGCCCCACCCACAAAGAUGUGCUGAAAUUCCAGCAUUGGGGUGUUAGCCGGGGGGAUUAGGGACCUGUUCCUAACACUAGGGGGCUGGCCCUCUAGGGGGGCUGGCUCUAAGACACUGCCCCCCCAACCCUCAAAGGGGGGGAGAUAUUUAUUUUGGGGAGAAAGUUUGGAGGGGUGGGAGAAUUUAUUAAUAAAAGAAUCUUUAACUUUAA
Messenger RNA from Pteropus alecto (black flying fox), 1018 nucleotides. It is a transcript of the gene TNFRSF12A, whose product is annotated as TNF receptor superfamily member 12A. NCBI's taxonomy places the organism in Eukaryota, Metazoa, Chordata, Mammalia, Chiroptera, Pteropodidae. The transcript has 4 exons. The record is from RefSeq and is a predicted model, not a curated record. The coding region runs from base 70 to 459 and encodes 129 amino acids. Gene Ontology annotation, biological process: positive regulation of apoptotic process. Gene Ontology annotation, cellular component: plasma membrane. Gene Ontology annotation, molecular function: protein binding.